Molecule: messenger RNA, 4511 nt
Organism: Pisolithus orientalis
Lineage: Eukaryota; Fungi; Basidiomycota; Agaricomycetes; Boletales; Pisolithaceae
Exons: 19
Coding region: 20-4498 (1492 amino acids)
Biological process (GO): RNA processing
Molecular function (GO): ribonuclease III activity
Source: RefSeq, a predicted model, not a curated record
CCACUCGAUCUUGCACUCGAUGCUCAGAGCUUGGAAAGACGCGUCACAGGGGCAACCCCAGCAGCCCCGUGUGAAAGAGCAGGCCAGCUAUCAGGAUACCCAGUUGCGAAGAACCUGCAGUGGCGAGCCAUCUUUGGUCACCGCCGAUGUAGCUUCCUCUAAUAGUGGUGCCGUCCUGGAUAGCGUGCAUGCUCUCGCCUCGGGUGUAACCAAACGCGCGAGGGAUAGUGAAGAUGGUGUCGAGAACGCAAAAAAGAGGAAAUGCAUCUCCGAAGAGUCGAUGCACCCUGGCUCAUCCCCCUCACUAGUACCCCUCACGCCAGGCAAGAAGGACACACAUGAACAAACCCAGACACGAAACUCGAUUGUUAUACUGGAUUCCUUCGAUGACGCUAUUGCGUAUGCUUCUCGCUUCCUUGAAUCGGCUAUCGUCCGGGCUACGGUAUCUCCCAAGGUCAUUUCCUCUGCUGGGAGAGUUUCUUUGUUCAUAGUCGAUGAGAGCGUCUCACCCGAGAGUAUCACGCGAAGAUUAGCAAGCGAAACACGUCUCAAGGUGACUUGCUGCACACCGUCAAUAAGUCCCGCCAGGUGGUCGACGUUGAUGGAAUAUCAGGUUGCGGUGUCUUCGAUUAAAGCAUUAUCGGAGCUCCUCACGAAGGGCAUUAUAAAAAUGUCGCAAUUGCGUGCUCUCGUGGUAUUCGAUAUGACAACGUCGAUUUGCACAAGCUCGACAUUGAUGAAAGUAAUGGAAACUUUCUACCGGCCUGAGAACGCAGAUGCACGACCGAUCCUUCUGGUAUUAUGUUCUUCUGCACGAACCGCCGAUAUCAGCCAACUCGAGAAAUCACUCGAAGCCAAAGUUGCAUCCAAGUCGGCCAUGUCAAGCCUCAAUAGGCUUCGACCCGUCGAAGUUGUCGUCCAAUAUGAGCCCCCUUCGGCUUUGCGGGAUACCUGGCUCACAGAACGGAUUCGUGCCAUUCAAUUCUGUGAACCAUUACUCUCCAGGGCAUUCUCAGCGGCACGCUGUGUCAUGAAAGAACUUGGACCUUGCGCUAGCGACUUCAUGUGGCGUCGAGGCAUAAAAGUGGAUGCACUGGUUGUCGGGGACGGUGGCGGCGAGAUGGCCAAGGUCACGUCUGAACUGCACAAUUUAGUCAAGGGCUGGGCCUUUUCCACGCCAAACAUUGACCCAUCCUCCGGAGGUUUUAACGUAUCUCCGAAGUUUGCACGACUGGUUCAAAUUUUAAAGGCGUGCGAGCUUUACGGCAACAAAUUCCGUGGUAUUAUAUUCGUCCAAGAACGAGAGGUAGCAGCUGUUAUGGUUGAUAUGCUGUGUAUGGCCGUGCACGAUUUGGGAUUCUUGAGCCCUCUCGCCCUAACAGAGGAAUUCCCACUAGAUAACCAUCAUGUUGAGGAUGUGUGUCACAGUUUUACUGCUGGGAAGAACAACUUGCUUGUUAUUCCGAAAUCUCUCGAGGACUUGGACAUCCCACCCGCCUUGGUUGUGGUAAGAUAUGAAGUGCACGAGAGCCAGCUCUCCUAUGCCUACUCAUGUGCACGUACGGCCAGAGCUUUCGGUUCUCUGGUGCACAUGGUGGAACGCGACAAUGAUGUCGAGCGCCGCGUGUUGUCACACUACCAACAUGAGACAUUCAAUGAGCAGUGGAUCGAGGUGGUCACGACUGGAGGCAGUUCUUUAAUUCCGCCACAAUCUUUGAUAGAGAAUUGUAAGCUGCCUGAUGGACCGGACGAGAGCGUGGGUCCUUGCAUUGAAGACCCCACAACCUCUGGUCGGUUAUACGAACGGGACGCUGUCUGUGCUCUCUAUCGACUUGUGUCGAGCAUGCCCCACCUGUCGAAGGCCUCCCCCCAGCCCCUCUUCGUUGUUAGGGGGAGUACUUGUGACGGGCAUUCCGACGAGUGGAUAUGUGAUGUCCGAUUGCCUUCGGAAUUGCUCGCGGAACAAAUAUCCGGGCCACCUCGUCCCACCCCAGCUCAUGCUCGCCGUGCCGCUGCCUUCAUCACUUGUGUGCGGUUGUAUGAGCAUGGUACAUUCGAUCACCGUCUCUUUCUUUAUCCACGGUUACCCAGGAAGACACAGGAACUCGCAGAGAUGGAAAAAAUUUCCGGGAAUCGUUUCUACCCUCGCAAACGAACACGAUUCUGGUCGAAUUCGCUUCGCCUUUUCCCUCACAUAUGGUUUCCUGUGAUUUUUCAUGUUCUGGGCCAUGAAAAAGCACGCUCCGAUGUUGUUGGGUGCCCACCGUGGUCCAAAACUGCCCGGGCCGCACCUGUUGAAAUCAGUGCUAAUCAUCUUCACGCACUUCAUUUGUUUACCGUUCGUAUCUGUCGUGCGAUCUUAAACAAGCCGUUUGCAUGUUCCGCCGAUGAUAUGGCAUACCUGUUUGCACCUCUCCGUUCGUGUGUGACAGAAAACCUCGAGUCGGCGGAAUUCCGGCGGAUCUUGGAUUAUGUGCCGUGGGACGUUGUGUUUCUGGCCGGCAAGGAGUGGGCUGUGAGGCUUGAUCCAGAUUUCGGCUCGUUGCAGGGUGUAGAAGACAUGGUCGUACAGGAUCGGAUGGUGGAAUUUACACGGCGAUAUUACGCGUCGUGUCUGCGGCGAGAUCUGACACCACUAAGCAAACCUGAGGAUAGUCCGCGCGAAGCCGGUUACAGUAACUUUGUAGACUACUGCAAGGCGCGGCGAAAGGGAUUUAAAGGCCUGCAGGAUUACCAACAACCCAUGAUCGAAGUCACCAAAAUCACUGGUGUUUCAAAUCAUUUGAACCCGGUUUUCAAACCCUUGGCAGAACCUGCGAGGGCUGUGCCAAAAUAUCUGAUCCCGGAGUUGAGCGCGAAAUUUACUAUUCCAGCCAGCACUUUUCGCACAGCUCUUUUGCUCCCAUCUGUGAUGAGAAGGAUUGAAGACUUUCUCAUCGUGCAAGAGCUUAAUGCGGAAUUUUUCAAUCACUCCAUCCACGAAGAGUACCUGUUUAGCGCUAUAUCCACCCCUUCGGCCGGGUAUGAAGUGGAUUAUGAAAGAUUGGAACUUUUUGGUGACGCCUUCUUAAAAUAUCUUGCCUCGAUUUAUGUCUUCGUUAUCAACCCUUCACAGCAUGGAGUCUUGCACGCCACACGACAGCGUAUUAUCAGCAACAAAGUAUUGAUACAGAGCGCUGAUCACAGUGGGUUGCCGCAGUACAUCCGAGGGAAACCGUUCAGCUACAAGCUGUGGCAUCCACCGAAUUUCACAAUAGACCCUUUGAACGUUGCAGAACGUGAAGUCGUCGGAGAUGAAACCACCACUUCCGGGCGUGUGGACACAAAUAACCCGGCUACUCGUACCGAUGCGGAGGACCGAGCGGGUGUUUUCCCAAGUGUUCAGGAAAGAAUGAAGAAAUCCCAUGACGAGAGUGUAACCCAGUGGUUGGGUAGCAAGACCAUUGCUGAUGUAGUGGAAGCCAUUAUUGGCGCGGCAUAUCUGUCCGGCGGGCAGGAGGCUGCUCUCCAAGCUGCAAAAGCAAUGCAGGUUCCGAUUCCCAGUAUCGAGCAAUGGGAUGACUUCCGUAGGAAGGCAUCUCUACCCCCUUCUAAUCCAACUGCACUGCUGCGUGCGGGCUCGGUCGAAGCAGUCGAAGCGAUCACUGGCCGAAAAAUUUCCAACGUCCGCGUCUUGGGGUGGGCACUGGUUCACCCUUCCAUUGAUGGUUGCGACACUGCAUACCACGAACAACUGGAGUUCAUUGGCGAUGCCAUUCUUGACUUCAUGGUUGUUCGAUAUAUCGUUGAUCGUUACGGAAAAUUGUCUCCUGGUGCAAUGACAAUGCUGAAGGUGGCCAUGGUUUCCAACUCUGCACUAGCUGCACUUUGCGUAUCAUCUGGAUUGUACAAACACCUCCAUCAUGAUUCAUACUCCCUGGCAUGCUCGUUCGAAGCAUACGUAGAGAAGGUGGAAACCCGGCGAGUGCAAGAGACGGAACUAGCCACUCAGAACGGGAGGAGCCCUGGUCAAUAUUGGCUCGAUACUGAAUCGCCCAAGGCUCUAUCAGACCUCGUGGAAUCCAUUAUCGGAGCGUUGUUCAUCCAAGAUGGCUACCAGCCGGUGGGCGCAGAAGUUUUUUUCGACAGAGUGUUGAGGCCAUUCUACGACCGACACGUCACACUCAAGACCCUCUCUCAUCAUCCCACCAAAAUUUUGUCCGACCUGCUGCAAAAACACGGAUGCCAGCACUUUGAAUUAGUGAAGGAGACGUGCGAUGCCAAACAAGAAACACGAUGCGAUGUGGUUGUUCACGAAAUCAUUCUAGCAAGCGCUAUAGCGUCUACAGUGCACGCUGCUGGCCGUGCAGCCUCACUGGCUGCUUUGGAUGCGCUUGAAGGAGAUACCAAUUUCAUGAGCGGAACAUGCACUUGUAGAUCCAGUUCGCGGGGAAAGGGGGCGCGCAAAAUGCUCCUCGACGAGAUGAUGGUAGGGAUAGACGUUGAAACAGUAUCUUGAUGUUCUCCUUACG